Drepanopeziza brunnea f. sp. 'multigermtubi' MB_m1 is the source of this 807-nucleotide messenger RNA. RefSeq lists its product as uncharacterized. Lineage: Eukaryota; Fungi; Ascomycota; Leotiomycetes; Helotiales; Drepanopezizaceae. The record is from RefSeq and is a predicted model, not a curated record.
AUGUCCGGUCGGAGGGCACGAACGGUACCCCAAAGUCCGCUAUCGAGAGAGAUGGACUGGGCUUUAUUCGAAGUAUUUAAGCCUUACGAGACGGCACUCUCCAACCAGGCGGAGCUUCUCAGCGGUUGGCCACCUACCAGUGAUGAAUUGAGGCUGUGUCAAGGUGCCAGUCCUGUCCCGGGUGCUUUUGUUAAGUCAAGUGGCCGUACGAGCGGGUACCAGCUGGGACAGAUUAGUACGACAAGAAGCGCUGCAUAUCACGAGUCGUCGUAUGUCACAGAAGAAUGGGGUGUCAUCAAAAGACCCGAGACGCCGAUUCACGACUGGAUCGAGGGAGGCAUCGGAGUGGAAGGCGAUAGCGGCGGUUUGAUAGUCGAUGAAGAGACUCAUGAAGUCUAUGGCAUGCUUUGGGGGCGUGUUGGCGGUGCGGCUUUGACGGUCACUCUUUUUACCCCGAUCCGGGAGAUACUCCAGGACAUUAUCGACACGACUGGUCACGUAGUGGAGUUCGUCGCCAGACAGGUGAUGCAUACUUCGAUGGAUACCGUAGCUGCUAUCCCGGUGCCAGAUCUCACUUCUCUGCCAAUUGACGCCCUGCUGGAGCAUGACCGCCAACACUCGACAGGUCAUUCUACGCCCACUGUCAAUAGUUACGGAGUGUACUGCCGGCUCCUCGAGAUCUACGAGCAGCCAGGCCUUUGUCAAUUCCUAAGCAAGCUGCAUCGCCCGAAGCUCAUCAAGGCUAUUAUUACCAGGCUAGGUUUCCCACCGAGGAAGUGUCUGAGACGGAUUAUUUCCAGCUCGUAG